Messenger RNA from Knipowitschia caucasica, 1626 nucleotides. Lineage: Eukaryota; Metazoa; Chordata; Actinopteri; Gobiiformes; Gobiidae. The record is from the annotation of a GenBank genome assembly.
AUGUGCAGAUGGACAUCCGCAGCCCACUUCAGUCCUGAACCUGUUCUUGGCACAGCUGCUGGCCUCUCCAGUGGGCAGCUCAUCCCCCUACCCAAUGCAGCCUCGCUUUGCCUGGCCUGCCUCACACUGCUCAUGGUCACCGCUGGCACUUCCAUGGGGGCCUGUCCUCCGGGGGUCCGGCAGGAGUCCGUCCAGGGGCUUGCCACAGCAAUCAACUGCUCAUGGACUUUGGAGAGGCAUGCUCGCAGCUACAAUCACCUGGAGGGGGACGUCAGACUGCGGCGACUUUACUCUGCCAACAAAUUCUUCCUGUGCAUUGAUAAAACGGGCAAGGUGGAUGGCACCCGGCGGAAAAACUACGCAGACAGCCUGAUGGAAAUUCGAUCAGUCAGUGUUGGAGUUGUUGCCAUCAAAUCUGUCAGCACCGGUCUGUACUUAGCCAUGUCUAAGAAAGGCACGCUCUUUGGAUCGCCCUCUGCCCCCAGCCCUCUGCCCCAGCCCUCUGCCCCCAGCCCUCUGCCCCCAGCCCUCUGCCCCCAGCCCUCUGCCCUCUGCCCCAGCCCUCUGCCCCCAGCCCUCUGCCCCAGCCCUCUGCCCUCUGCCCCAGCCCUCUGCCCUCUGCCCCAGCCCUCUGCCCCCAGCCCUCUGCCCCCAGCCCUCUGCCCCCAGCCCUCUGCCCCCAGCCCUCUGCCCUCUGCCCCAGCCCUCUGCCCCCAGCCCUCUGCCCCUAGCCCUCUGCCCCCAGCCCUCUGCCCUCUGCCCCAGCCCUCUGCCCCCAGCCCUCUGCCCCCAGCCCUCUGCCCCAGCCCUCUGCCCCCAGCCCUCUGCCCCCAGCCCUCUGCCCCCAGCCCUCUGCCCUCUGCCCCAGCCCUCUGCCCUCUGCCCUCUGCCCCCAGCCCUCUGCCCCCAGCCCUCUGCCCCCAGGCCCUCUGCCCCCAGCCCUCUGCCCUCUGCCCCAGCCCUCUGCCCCCAGCCCUCUGCCCCAGCCCUCUGCCCUCUGCCCCAGCCCUCUGCCCCCAGCCCUCUGCCCCCAGCCCUCUGCCCCCAGCCCUCUGCCCCCAGCCCUCUGCCCUCUGCCCCAGCCCUCUGCCCCCAGCCCUCUGCCCCCAGCCCUCUGCCCCCAGCCCUCUGCCCCCAGCCCUCUGCCCUCUGCCCCCAGCCCUCUGCCCUCUGCCCCAGCCCUCUGCCCCCAGCCCUCUGCCCCCAGCCCUCUGCCCCAGCCCUCUGCCCCCAGCCCUCUGCCCCCAGCCCUCUGCCCUCUGCCCCCAGCCCUCUGCCCUCUGCCCCAGCCCUCUGCCCCAGCCCUCUGCCCCCAGCCCUCUGCCCCCAGCCCUCUGCCCCCAGCCCUCUGCCCCCCAGCCCUCUGCCCCCAGCCCUCUGCCCUCUGCCCCAGCCCUCUGCCCUCUGCCCCCAGCCCUCUGCCCUCUGCCCCAGCCCUCUGCCCCCAGCCCUCUGCCCCCAGCCCUCUCUGCCCCAGCCCUCUGCCCUCUGCCCCCAGCCCUCUGCCCCCAGCCCUCUGCCCUCUGCCCCAGCCCUCUGCCCUCUGCCCCCAGCCCUCUGCCCCCAGCACUCUGCCCUCUGCCCCAGCCCUCUGCCCCCAGCCCUCUGCCCCCAGCCCUGAUCUGA